Molecule: messenger RNA, 1023 nt
Organism: Loxodonta africana (African savanna elephant)
Lineage: Eukaryota; Metazoa; Chordata; Mammalia; Proboscidea; Elephantidae
Product: olfactory receptor 14C36-like
Exons: 1
Coding region: 1-924 (307 amino acids)
Biological process (GO): G protein-coupled receptor signaling pathway
Cellular component (GO): membrane
Molecular function (GO): olfactory receptor activity; G protein-coupled receptor activity; odorant binding
Source: RefSeq, a predicted model, not a curated record
AUGCCCAAUUAUACCAUAGUGAUGGAAUUUCUCCUGAUGGGAUUUUCUGAUGUUUGGGAACUACGGGUUUUGCAUGCUGUAUCCUUCUCUCUGAUGUAUUUCAUGACUCUCAUUGGGAAUUUUCUAAUUGUUAUUGUCACCACUCUGGACAAGAGCCUUCACACCCACAUGUACUUCUUUCUCAGGAAUCUGUCCAUCUUGGAUGCAUGUUACAUUUCUGUAAUGGUCCCUAAUUCAUGUGUCAACUCCUUGCUUGACAGCAGUAUGAUUUCAAAGGCAGGGUGUGUAACUCAAGUUUUCCUAGUGGUUUUUUUUGCAUGUGUGGAGAUGCUGUUCCUCACCAUCAUGGCCCAUGACCGCUAUGUGGCCAUCUGCCAGCCUCUCCACUACCCUGUGAUCAUGAACCCUCAAGCCUGUGUCCAGAUGACACUGGCUUCCAUCCUCAGUGGUCUGGUCUACUCAGGAUUCCACACAGGCAUCACUUUCACACUGCCAUUUUGUCAGUCCAACAUUCAUCAGGUUUUCUGUGACAUCCCCUCUCUGCUGAAGCUCUCCUGUUCUGACACCUUCAGCAAUGAGAUCAUAAGCCUUGCCUCUGCUCUGGUGAUUGGUGGUGGCUCUUUUGUCUUCAUCAUCAGGUCUUACAUUCACAUAUUUUCUACGGUGCUCAGGUUCCCAAGUGGAACUGAUAGAGCAAAGGCCUUUUCCACCUGUAUCCCUCAUAUCCUUGUGGUGUCUGUCUUCCUUAGCUCAAGCUUCUAUGUGUACCUAAGGCCAUCUGCAAUCUCUGCAACCAUCCAGGAUAUGGUCCUUUCUGUGUUCUAUUCUGUAAUUCCCCCCCUCUUCAACCCAAUAAUCUAUACUCUUAGGAAUGAACAAAUAAAAUAUGCCAUCAGGAAAAUCAUAAAAAAAAAAAUAUUUUAAUCAGGAAAUUUAUAGGAAAUUGCUUAUGAUCACCCUAUUUAUAGGUGAAAUUUAUGUUUUCAGCAAUAAAUUGAGAUUAUUGUUUGGAAUUAUAUGAAU